AAAAAGAAUGUAACUUUAAAGAAAGAAGGAAACAUCAUCAGAAGCUUCUCUCUCAGAUUGACAGAAGAACAAGAUUCGAAGCUCCUCUUUCUUCUGUUAAAGAAAGAUGUUGUGUAGAAUGGUGGUGGUGACUGGCCGGAAAAAGAAACCCGGUUCGGUUCCGGUUUAUCUGAAUGUAUACGAUCUCACACCCAUCAAUGGUUAUGCUUACUGGUUGGGACUUGGGAUCUAUCACUCUGGUGUUGAAGUUCAUGGGGUUGAAUAUGGUUUCGGAGCUCACGAGCAUUCGACGACGGGGAUUUUUGAGGUGGAACCGAAGCAAUGUCCGGGUUUUACAUUCAGGAAGUGUAUAUUGAUUGGAAGAACUGAUUUGGAUCCUGAAAACGUUCGUGCUUUUAUGGAGAAACUUGCUGAAGAAUAUAGUGGAAAUACUUACCAUUUGAUCACUAAGAAUUGCAAUCACUUCUGCAAUGAUGUUUGUGUGCAACUGACUCGAAGAUCGAUCCCUAGUUGGGUUAACCGUCUUGCUCGCUUCGGUUUGUUUUGCAACUGUGUUCUGCCGGCGGAGCUGAAUGAGACAAAGGUGAGGCAGGUGAAAUCAAAGGAAGAGAAGAUUCCGGAAGCAGAGAAGAAGAAACUUCGGAGUAGAUCAAGUAGAUUUCCACCUGACCCUUCACUUUCUUCAUCGGGUUCUUUAAACCGAAGCAGAAGAGGGGAAAGGAGAAGACAAUGUCUUCCUCCAUCACCAACUGUGAGUGUUUAGCUCUAGUCCUAGUAAAAUUAUACCCGCCUUUUUGUUUCGCAAUUUGAUUCGGUAGUCAUUGUCCCAAGAAGUUGUGUUUAAGCUACAAGAUAUGGAUUGGACAAAUAUUUUCUUGAUGGUAGUAGUGGUAUAAGAUCUUCACAUCACA
This is a messenger RNA of Arabidopsis lyrata subsp. lyrata, 911 nucleotides long. RefSeq names its product deSI-like protein At4g17486. The coding region runs from base 107 to 763 and encodes 218 amino acids. The transcript has 3 exons. Gene Ontology annotation, biological process: protein deubiquitination. The record is from RefSeq and is a predicted model, not a curated record. Gene Ontology annotation, molecular function: deubiquitinase activity. Lineage: Eukaryota; Viridiplantae; Streptophyta; Magnoliopsida; Brassicales; Brassicaceae.